UAAGUAUUAUUCUUAUCACAAAUUUUUAAAAAAAAAUCGGUGUUCAUUAAUUUAAUGAAUGGCGGAAUUUUUGGACAAGCAUCAACUGCCAAUUUAGUGGGUUUGGCACGUGCUUCCUAAUGAUUGCCAAAAUAAAGAAAGAAAUAGAACUUUUCUCUCUUCAUUCAUUCACUAUAGCUUUCUCUCUCUUCGUUUUUCUCUCUCUAAAAAGCAAGUAACUGGCGAUUUCGAGCGUUUUCUCUGUCCUCCAUUGUUGAUUUUCGAGCUUUUUCUUUCUUCUUUUUCACUGGUGAAGUUGUUAUUUGCUUAAUUCAGGUUCGUUUACUUAUUUUUUUGAGAUUUUUGUUAGUUUAAAUUGUUUUGAUUCUUCGAUUUUUAGGUUUUUUGAUUUUGUUUUGUUUUCGAUUUUCGUAGUGUUGAUUCUGCAAUGGUGAAGAAGAAGAUUACAAAGAAGGCUGUAGAUGCUGAAGAAGGUGGUUCAAUAGGUGGUUAUCGUUAUAAAAAGCCUACAAAAGGAAAAGGAAAGCCUAAAGAGCCUGCUAAGCCUAAACCAGUACCAAAAAAGACCCAGAUAGCUCCUGAGAAGAGCAAAGCAGUAUCUAAAAAGGCUGGGAAAAUUCCUGAGAGUGACAAACCAGAGUCUGAGAUGGCCAAAAUAGUUCCUAAGAAGGCCAAAAUUGUACCUAAGAAAGCUAAUACAGUGGAAGAUCCUGAUUAUGAAAUGCUUUCUGAAUCUGAUUCUGGAUCUUUUAUGUAAGUAUACAUAUUUUUUUAUUACAUUUUUAAUUAUAUUUUGUUUUUAUUUUAUAUUGUUUUAGUUACAUUUUCUUUCUUUUUUUUCUAUUUAGGGAGCAAAGAAGAAUCAUUGCAAGAUGUAGACCCUAUUCAUUGGAAAUAUUGCUGCAGAACUUUAGUCCUGAGCAAAAACAGGCUGUUGAAGAAAUUGGUUUUGGAGGUUUAUUACAUCUUAAAUUGAAAACUCUUAAUCGUCAAAUGCUACCUUGGCUUGUUGAAAACUCCAAUGCUGGUAGCUGCAUGUUUACCAUCGCUACUGGUAAAGAAUUUGUU
Messenger RNA from Chenopodium quinoa (quinoa), 1068 nucleotides. RefSeq lists its product as uncharacterized. The transcript is spliced from 2 exons. The record is from RefSeq and is a predicted model, not a curated record. Lineage: Eukaryota; Viridiplantae; Streptophyta; Magnoliopsida; Caryophyllales; Amaranthaceae. Bases 428 to 757 code for a protein of 109 amino acids.